This is a messenger RNA of Malus domestica (apple), 1489 nucleotides long. The record is from RefSeq and is a predicted model, not a curated record. Lineage: Eukaryota; Viridiplantae; Streptophyta; Magnoliopsida; Rosales; Rosaceae.
UCCAAAUCCGGUAUUUAUCCAAAAAAAACAUCACAUAAACAAUAUCCCCAAAACUCUUCUUCCCAGAAAAAAGGAAAAUUAAAAACCCUAGAUUUUAAUUUCCAAAUGAUUUUUCAGAAGACCCAACUGUUAUCAUAUCAUCUGUUAUUUGUCAGCUUUAAUAAAAAGGUACUGACUUUGCACCAAACAAAAAUUAAAUGGCACUGAAUCAAUUUCCAAGCCUAAUAGGGUUAGGGUUUCCUCCAAAUUUGGAAUUUUAGCCCCAAAUUCUGGUACAAGAAUUUUUGUCCUUCUUUUUCCAGAUUUGCCCUUGCCCACAGUUUCUGGAUUUUGCUUAACUUGUCUCAGAUGAAAUUCAAGGCGGUUUGAACUUUGAGAGUGAUUGAAGUUUGAGCUGGAUUGAGCUCAGUGGGGAUUGCAGAAUCUUGGAUCAUCACGAUGCAAAAUCUUUGGUUUGUUGCAAGCCUACCUGGUUCGACUUAGUAGUGGGAUGCAAAGGAGCAGUAUUUCAUGAUAUUGUGGUUCAUAAGCCAGAAGAUAAGUGAUCAUCCUACUUCAUAAAGAUUGAUUCUUUCCACGUAGAUGAACAGAUUGGAAAAUUAUCGGUUUUAAUAUCACGGUAGUAUGGGGACAGAACUCAUGAGAGUUUGCAUAAAAGAUGAUAAAUAACGAGGAGUUUCCUUCAGUUCCACCCGGAUUUGAGUCAUUUGCACCUUUCAGCUUAAAAAGGAUAAAUGAAAGUGAGAAAAAAGAUAUUGAAAACAGAAUAAGUUGCUCAGUGACUGCUAGUCCUUCCAAUUCACAGUCAGUUCAGAUGGAAACUGACGUUGACAAUGGCGAGGUUGCAAAGAGGUCUGUUCGACGCAGACAAUGCAUAAACCAUGGGCGAAAUAACAAGUCAGAGGAUGAGUCUGAUUCAGACCGACUUGAACACCAGAAUUGUCCCCCAAGAUCUGUUCUUCCCAAGGGGGUUGUACGCGGAUGUCCACAAUGUAGUAAUUGCCAAAAGGUCUCUGCAAGAUGGCAUCCACUGGAGGGUCAAAGGCGGGACCUUCAGAACGCUCCUGUAUUCAGACCUACUGAGGAGGAGUUCAAAGACACGUUGAAAUAUAUAGCAAGCAUACGCGCUAAAGCCGAACCAUAUGGUAUUUGUCGCAUUGUUCCUCCCUCUUCUUGGAGACCUCCCUGUCCACUCAAGGAAAAACCUAUUUGGAGUGCCUCUAAAUUUUCUACUCGAGUUCAAAGAGUCGAUAAACUGCAAAAUCGAGAUUCAAUGAGAAAGGUUCCUAAAAGCCAUAGAGAACCACAACAACCUUCCCAACAAGGAAGAUUUCGGCCACAACCCCCUAGGAUGUAUCAAAGGCCAUACGCACCACCACAAUGGCAGCAAAAUCAAAGCAAAACAAUGCUCAAUCAAGCUAAGGAGGUGGAAGAGUUGAAGAAACAAAUGGGCCAAAUGGCAGAGUUCAUAGGGCAAUUCAAAGAGUAA